Molecule: messenger RNA, 1653 nt
Organism: Anopheles coustani
Lineage: Eukaryota; Metazoa; Arthropoda; Insecta; Diptera; Culicidae
Gene: Mpc1
Product: mitochondrial pyruvate carrier 1
Exons: 3
Coding region: 240-596 (118 amino acids)
Biological process (GO): pyruvate import into mitochondria
Cellular component (GO): mitochondrial inner membrane
Source: RefSeq, a predicted model, not a curated record
UAAACACAAUCGUGUGUUCCGUUCAAUUGUGAAUUUCGUCGUGUUCGUACUUUAAUGGGUUGUUGAUAUUUGGUUUCAUUAUUUGACCUCCGGCAGUGUGUGCUCAAGACAAAUAUUGCUUGCGGUGCUUAUAGAUAAAAAUAGUUCCGGCGUGGACACGAUAGCAGCAGAGGAUUCGCAACCCUUCAUACCUUGAAUCGUCGCCGUCACUUCGGAGGAAUACACCGUGAAUAGACACAAUGGCAACAUUAGGACGAAAGUUUUUGAACAACCUGAAGAGCAAGGAGUUCCGUGAUUAUUUGAUGAGCACACAUUUCUGGGGUCCGGUAGCCAACUGGGGAAUUCCUAUUGCUGCCAUCGGCGAUCUACAGAAAGAUCCGAAGAUUAUCUCAGGCACGAUGACAACCGCUCUAUGCCUGUAUUCGUGUAUAUUCAUGCGCUUUGCAUGGAAAGUUCAGCCGAGAAACUUGCUGCUCUUCGCUUGUCACAUCACGAAUUUCACCGUGCAAAGCGUACAAGGUGGCCGGUUCAUUGAGUAUCACCAUCUGGGUGGUAAGGAGCGACUUCAGAAAGCACAGGCCCAACAAGCUGUCUAAUCUUCGACAGUUUCGGAGAAAUUCUCCUGUCGAUAGCGACAUCACGUAGCUCGAAAUAUAAUCGGUGUAAACGAUAUGGAAAACAGGCAAACGGUGGAAAGGGAGUAGCCCUGGUUAGGUACGUAACAAAGUUAACAUGUGGCAAGUCAGUCUGCAAAAUGAAUCUUCGAAUCAAUAGUCCAUCACAACAAAAGGGCUUUAUAUACAAGCAAUGGAAGACCAUUAUCCUUCGAAUGACAAACUAUGCGAUGAACAAACGAUGAAACAAUGGUGCUCAAACGGAGGACCACUUUCUUACCAAACAACACGUGAAAAGGAGACGUUAUACGGGAAUAAUGGUACCUGUCGGGAAUUACAGUGUCGAAACUAGUUAUACUCAUGCAACAAAACAAUCGUAUUCGGUCAUGCUGCUAUCCUAGGAGUUUUUUAGUAGAGCUUUUGAUAGAGUAGGAUUUUUAGAUACACAUUUUCAAGGCACUUUUGAGCACGCUACAACUUUUAGACGCACAAGUAAUUUUACAGGCAAAUCAUGUUGUGAUAAGACUAGACAUUUAGAUCAUACAAACGUAGGUGCAAAUGUAGGUAUAAAAAGCGUAUCGAUGCCCUACGCCCGCACAUCCCUUCCUAAACUAAUCUUCAGGUCCAGACAUCUUCCCGAUUGACGUAAAAUCCCACCACCGAACGUUUCCUUUUCUGUUCUGUUCAAAGCCCAAAAUCGUUCGCGAGCAACAACCUAAACCGAACAAGAGAAAGACAUGAUAUUAUAGCAUCACCUUAUUAUUACCUCAAUACCAUCACGAGCCAGCCUGUUCCAAACGACGCGAAGUAGCGUUUCACAGAACUACGAAGCUACGAAGCAAAACCAACAUUCUGUGGUGCAACAUUCUAGUACAGGGUUUUUAUUUUCUAGAGGAUCAUUGAAUAAGCCAUUGGUCAAACUAUGGUGUUCUAACUCGACUACAAUUUGUGUUUACCAGUGAACCUAAGAGGUUUAUUUUUUAUUGUAUAAAAAGAGAUUCUGUUUAUUUGUUGACAAUAAAGGUGAAAUGUAGUCGUA